Tilletiopsis washingtonensis is the source of this 2569-nucleotide messenger RNA. RefSeq lists its product as hypothetical. Gene Ontology annotation, cellular component: endoplasmic reticulum membrane. Gene Ontology annotation, biological process: cellular response to oxidative stress; protein N-linked glycosylation. The coding region runs from base 242 to 2569 and encodes 775 amino acids. The record is from RefSeq and is a predicted model, not a curated record. NCBI's taxonomy places the organism in Eukaryota, Fungi, Basidiomycota, Exobasidiomycetes, Entylomatales. The transcript has 4 exons.
CCUCUGCGAGCUUCGGCAGUGCUGCGCUGCUGCUGCCGGAGCUGCGCCUCUGCAUAUGUGCAGAAGGGGUGACGCAGCACUAUCCGUGGCCGAUAGCCUGCUCCCAGCACCGUCUCGCUGCUGCUCGCUGCCGCACGGGCGCUGGCGCGAGAAGGCGGGCAGAGGAGGCGGAGCGACGCGAUUCGGGAGCUGCGGGCGCAGGCGGUGCGGCGGCGGCGCGCGAUGAGGAUGCCGCCUCGACAUGCAGCCCAGCCGGAGCGUGCCGGAGCCUCUGCCUCUGCUCCACCACCAUCCGCAGCACGGCGCCUGCCUCUCUCCUCGCAGCACUCCGCCGGCCCCGGCUGCCGAGGCGAUGCAGACGCCGCCGCAGCCGCUGCCUGUCCCCUCGCUGCGCCACGGCGCUGCAGCCUAUGCGCCCGGCCUUGCCGGCGCUGCGUCGCGCAGCUCCAGCCGCUCCCGGCUGCCGGCCACGUCGUCGGCGCCGCCCACGCGUGCCAGCUCCGCACACUCGCUCUCCUCGCUCGCAUCGCUCUCGGCCCUCUCGCUCUCGCGGCCCUCGGCGCACCGCUUCCCUGUCGUGGCCUCGCCGCCGCGCACGGGGCGCAGCAGCUCAGAGGCCGAGACGGAGACCGACGGCCGCGAGACGACCGACGGCGAGAGCACGAGUGCCGACGAGACGGAGAACGAGUGGCCCGCCGCGCACGACUCGAGCGCAGAGAGCGCGCCCGGCAGUGCAAGCAGCGGCCGCGGCGCCUCCGACGACGAUGGCACACGCCGUCUGCGCGGCGACGACGCCGCACACUCGGCGGCGCCGUCGCAGGCCGUCGGCCUGACGCUGGCCGGGCUGCCGGCGUACGACGAGAGCGAGGCCGACGACGACAGUCCGCCGUCGUUCGAUGCCGGCGUGCGCCGACGGGCCUCGCGCACGCUCGGCAGCAACUACGCCUCGGCCUUUGCGUCGCUGGCAACGGCCGGCGCCUCCUCCUCCUCAAGCACUCCAGGAGGCACGAGCCCGACGACGCCGCGAGUCUCUUCGCCGCACCUGCGUCCACGUGGCCCGUCACGCACCGGCUCCAGCAGCUCGAUUCGCUCCAUCUCGUACUUUGCCCUGACGCCUGCGGUCACAGCCAGCGGCUCGGGCUUGGGCAGCAACACGCCGCAGGCCUCGUCCUCCGCCGUGCCGGCGCGUGCUCCACGUGCAAGGGCACGCACGGCCAACUCGUCGCCGCUGCUGCCAGCGACACAUCUGGCGCCUCUGUCUACGCCGGCUGCAUCCUCCGAGGAGCAGAGAGGCGACAGUGGCUCUGCUGCGUCACCGGGCUCUCGGAGAGCCUCGCCCGCGCGCACACGCGACGGCGCUGGCUUUGAGACAGAGGCCGAGGCAGAUGCUCUUGGCCUCGGCUUGAACAUGGGCGACAAUCCAGCGCAGCGAGGUGCACGCCUCUCGCGAGGCGACUACUUCACCAGCGUGCCAUCCUUGCGACGCGGCAUGACCAAUCCUAACUCGGACCUGUCCGACUUGCCGCCGCCGUACUCGCCGUCGCGGCCGCCGAGCCCGCCACGAGCAGACGUGAACAUCGAGCGUGGCAGUCGCACGGCGCCGGCGAGCCCGAGAUCAGGGCUGAGGCACGCAGACGCUCCGAAUUUGCGCUGGCGGCCAGCGCAGAGCAGCCAAAGGCCUCCGAGUGCACUCUUGCCUCCGCCGACGUUGGGCACAGACCUGAUGGACGCUGGCGCUCCGACAGCAUGGGUCAUGCGACGCAUGCUGCAUCCUCUUCGCCUUCUUGCCGCUGUUCCCGGAUGCAUUGGAGCGUUCUGGCUGCUGCGCAACGCCGCAAUCUGCCUGCUGCAUGGCGCACUGCUGUGCUCGCGCUCGCCGGACGGAGUGCGCCUGCCUGGCGCGCUCGAGUUCGUCAUGUGCAGCCUUUGGAGCGUCAGCACUGCCUACCAUGCGCUCUCCUUCACGACCCUGCUGCUGCGGCGGUGGCUCGCCUACUACGCACUGCUCUCGUCGGUGAUCCGCCUCGUCGCGCUGCAGGCCAUCUGCUGGCCUCUAGUGCGCCUCACGCUGCACAUCUGCGGCCCGAGCAAUCCUGCCGCGGCGUGGGUCGUCAUCGGCACAACGACGGCCAUCAGCGACACUGUUGCACGCUGGGUGACACUGAACAUCGCCGAUGCGCCCGACGAGGCUGGCGGCAACGGCGCUCGUGCGGCCAAGCGGCGGCACGAGCCUGGCAGGCGCUUCUGGCGCGCGAUCAUGGGAGCGCCUCAGGCAGAUCGCCGCACCGCACGACGCGGCUGGGAGGCAGAUGCGACGAUCGCAGAGCACAGCGAUGUCGGCGAGACCGAUGCGGUCACCGAGGCCGAGACGGACACGCAGUCUCCGCGCUCCCGCUCGUACCGCCGACGAACGCGCGACCCAUCGAGCCGCAGCGACGCCGCCACGUCCAGAGAGGAGGAGCCGGGACGCGUCUUUCACUGGGACGUCACGAUGCGCAGGAAUGUGCUGCCCGUGGCGUGUCUUGGCUAUGCUACAAUGCUUGUUCUGCUCGCCGACUCAAUGCGAUGA